Messenger RNA from Sporothrix schenckii 1099-18, 1578 nucleotides. RefSeq lists its product as uncharacterized. The coding region runs from base 1 to 1578 and encodes 525 amino acids. NCBI's taxonomy places the organism in Eukaryota, Fungi, Ascomycota, Sordariomycetes, Ophiostomatales, Ophiostomataceae. The transcript has a single exon. The record is from RefSeq and is a predicted model, not a curated record.
AUGGGAGAAGACAACGACCCUCCCAAGAACCCCUUCAUCCGGUGGAAGCAGCAUGUCGACACGCACAUCGGCACCACGCUCCACGGCUUGCUCGGCAUCCCUAACAUGGUAUCCAAGAACCUCAACAUCCGCGGAGAAUCUGAUAAAGGGCCCGACACCAGCCCUGCCAGCGGAACACAGCCCUCGUCGUCGUCUAACACAUCUCAAUCGCCCGCACCGCCGCAAACGAACGAUAGCUACCACUCCGCAUUUCCACCACACUCUUCUCUUCCCUCCGACAACGACGACUCGCUCGAUGGCGUCGAUGCCAGCCAGCUGCUAGCGUGGCACAAGUUCAUCUACUACUCGCCCUACUCGCCGCUCAAGCUCCAGCAGCAACAGCAGCUCCACCUCCUCCCGCCGCCUGUCCCCCAGGACGUCCCGUUCGGUGCCGACCCGUUCGCCUUCACCUACGCCGAUGCCUUUGAGGACCUGCUGCGCUCCAGCAGCGGGCGGCCGCUUCUCGACCUAGCCGACCGCUCGUACCGCAACCUUCGCUACCAGAUGCGCUACGGAAGUGCCAUCGAGCCGCCGUAUGUUUUCUUCCAUAGGAUGCACAGCCAGCGUCUUCUCGACGCCUACUUCCCGCGCUCAUCCGUGGCAGGUGGUAGUGCCGAAGCGGCCACUGGUGAGGCAAACACGCCACGUGACGACGUUGUGCGCGCGGUUGCUGCACUGGCAGAGCGGGACCGGGACCUGUGGAGAGAGCAGCUGGAGGAGGAGGACGCCGACAAGAACUAUGAGAAUGAGGACGAGAACAAGCAUGAGGACGAGGACGAGGACGGGCACGAGCACGAUGCCGAGCACGAAAUCAACUCUGGACAGUGGGAUGACGAUGCGGACGUGAACAAGACCGUCUCGCACAGCCCAUGGAACCAGACGCAGGAGACCCGGGACGCCGGGUACGGCGGCAGAUUGUUUGACGAGCUAGACCGGGUCUUCCGUGUUCUGAACCGCAUCAUUCGCGAGGAGACAGGUGGGUCUACAGACGACACCAAGACAGAUGGCGCAUCAGCGGCCGAAAAGAACGAACCCAGCGCGGAAGACGAGCUCUACAACGCAGUACGCUCGGCGUAUGCCAAUGCCGAGAAGUCGCUUGGGACGCUGAUCAAGUCGUUCUCGGGCGGGUUCGACGCCGAGGGCCGUUGCUCACGGUCUUCCUCCUCCUCGUCCUCGUCCACGACAGAGACAUCUGUAGUCCGAGGAGGAGACCACUCGGCUGGAGACGGCGAUGGGCGCCAGGGUGAGACCAUCCAGACGACCGAGGAGCAUGUCGACGCGUUUGGUAACCGCCAUGUCAAGAUUACGGUGCAGCGUCUCGACGCUGAUGGCAACGAGGUGGCGCGGGAGACGAGGUACACCAUCCGCUCACAGUCGCCGCAGGAGGCUGCAGCUUCCAAGGAGUUGUAUGACAGCGAUGAUGACGAGAGCAACAAUGGCAGCAAACAGUCCCAGGCAGGCGAGAAUAUCGGGACUACUUCGAAGCCGAGCAACAACAACAACGACGGCACGAAGAACUCGGGCUGGUUCUGGAAAUAA